UUUAUAAUUUUGUUUUCCGGUUUCGUUUCGUUGUUUAUCGUCCUGCUUUUGGUUCGACACUUUGAUCAGGGACUUCUACUCCACAGGUAAGCUAUUUCUAAAGGAAGAGUCUUCUACAGCAGUGAGCCAGUUACAACAGGUUUGAAAAACAUGGCAUCCAGCUGCGAGGAAGAAUACUCGGCUCUUCAAUUUGCUAUUGUGGAAGACAAAAAGGAUUAUGGAAAGUUCAAGAUAGAGAGGAAAGACCUUGGUGAUUUUACAAAACUGGCUUUUAGCGUCACUUUUGAUGAGGCACAAAGCGAGCUGCGAGUUCGGACCAGGAAGGAUAAUGACUUGUAUGGAUUUAAUUACGUCAUUAAAGGAUUAAUUAAAACUUCAAACCUUGAAGGGGGACUAAAGAAGGAGAAGAAGCAGGCAUUCCUGCGGAUAGAAAAGGAUUUGAAAGAUGGAAACUUUAAUCUUUAGUGA
Messenger RNA from Mizuhopecten yessoensis (Yesso scallop), 468 nucleotides. RefSeq lists its product as uncharacterized. Lineage: Eukaryota; Metazoa; Mollusca; Bivalvia; Pectinida; Pectinidae. The record is from RefSeq and is a predicted model, not a curated record. The coding region runs from base 151 to 465 and encodes 104 amino acids. The transcript is spliced from 5 exons.